Molecule: messenger RNA, 1473 nt
Organism: Caenorhabditis briggsae
Lineage: Eukaryota; Metazoa; Nematoda; Chromadorea; Rhabditida; Rhabditidae
Exons: 8
Coding region: 1-1473 (490 amino acids)
Source: RefSeq, a predicted model, not a curated record
AUGAUGGAUCCACCAUUGGGUACUAGUCCGAUUUUCAAUUUAUCGAUCAAUGACACCUUCAAUGCUUCCGCUUGCGAAGAUGUCUCUGAAUUGCGAAUUGCUUUCAUCAGCAUCGGAUCUUGUCUAUCAAUCCUGGGAUGCGCUUCAAACGGGAUACUUCUCUUCAUGUUUCUAUCAAAAACAGAAAAAUCCUACCCGUUCCAAACAUUCCUGGCGUUUCUCGACUUCAUGUUAUGUGCACUUUACAUUCACUCCUUUGGACUGCUCUCCAUAUCGGUUGAAUACAAAAUUCCUUUCCUAUACGAUUUUGUAAUGGACACCAAUGUGAUGUCAUUGGUUAUGAGUCGUGUCGUCCAAUUGUCCAUUCCAUAUACCCUUAUUGCCAAUUCUCUCGAAAAACUGACUAUGAUCCUGGGAUACGAUUGUGAGAGCAGAUUCUCUUUGUAUGUUCGCAUCGGGAUCAUCAUGACACUGUUUGGAACAAUGACGGCAUUACGGUUGAACUGUUUCAAAAUGUUUUUCAUUCACGUCGAGCCACUUUGCGAAUAUUUCCAUAGAAAAUGGCUUAGCUCCGAUGCUGAAGAAGUGAUCCGAUGGAAAGAUUUCGAACAUAAUUUAACUGGGAAUGAUGAAGCCGGCAACAAAACGUCUGAAUCCCGAGAGGCUGAAAAGUCUUCAACCGAAGAAGAUGAGACUCGAGAGGUUGAAACCUCAUUUACCCGCGAUGCUGCAGUGCAGAAGAAUCAUUCCCCCGAAAUUCGAGAGGCAAUAAAUCAGGAGGCCCAAUAUUCCGAAAUUUCUGAAAUACAAGAGUAUAUAGAUCAAGAAGCUGAAACUUUGCUAUCUUCUUAUGUCCAUAAUCCAGAAGCUGGACCUUCUGAAACACAAGAAGCCAAAGUUCAGAUGACCGGAACCUCUAAAUCAUCGGAAGCUGAUCCUGAGAAGGCCGGAGCAUCUGAUAGUCAAAAAGCCGGCCCCUCUAAAACUCAAGAAACUAUACAUCGUAGGGCUGGAACUUCUGAAAUCCAUAAAAAUAUGAAUGAAGAAAACGAGACGGAUAGGGCGAUUCCUCCACCCGAGGAGGAGUCUUCAUCUGCUCGAAAUCAAGCUGCUUUGGAAAUUCGCGAGCAACAAUUCAAAAUCAAGUGUGCCACAGAAACAACAGCAGUCAUUAUUUCCGCGUAUCUGGUGUGCAACCUGUGCAAUUUCGUGCUGUACAUCAUUGAAAAUUUCAAAUCUGAAAUAAUUUUGGAUGGAAAUGGGGGAUUCAAGCCGUGGUAUGUGAUUUCGUGCGACGUUGGAUCCAACAUGUUCGUGUUCUCUUCAGCAGUACGGAUUUUUAUCUACUACAAGUACAACAGGGAGAUAAAGGUUCUUAUCAAGAAUACUCCUCUAAUGAGGUAUGCUCGAGGAGAUAGCGGUAAAAAAAUCGAUGACGAUAAUCUUCUGAAAAUGGAAAGAGUCGAUGUUUAA